UCCUACCAAAAAGCCGCCACCGCCACUUCGCAGUUCUGCCCUCGCCCGCCGCGCUCUCCGGUGUCGGGUCGCCGAUUUUCGAUCGGCGAAAACCCCCCUGCAACGUCCGUGACAUGGUGAAUCGCCCGCUUGGUACUCAUCGAUGGCGCUUGCUGCCCUCGGCUUCUCGUGGUCAAUCUCGCGCGUUUCGCUCUACCGUCAUCGCCCUCUCAUUUUCUGCAUCUCCAAGGUGGGAAGCAGCAGCAGCAGUAGCAGCAGCAGCUGCUCCGUUGUAGUUGAAUCCUCGAGCUUUGUAGAGGAAAAGGGGACGGAAAAUGCUAGUCAUUUGAUCGGAAACCGUCAGAGGGACGGUGACAGUCAGGCACCUCGAUGGAAGAAGCUGAGUUCUGUGGAGCUUGGCAUCAGAAGUUCGAUGAUUUCGAAGCCCGCGAGAAUGGUUCUGAAUGCGUUAAAGAAAAAAGGUCAUGAGGUAUAUCUGGUCGGAGGCUGCGUACGGGAUCUUAUAUUGAAGAGAACUCCAAAAGACUUCGACAUUAUAACCUCAGCUGAGCUCAAACAGGUACGAAAUACCUUUUUAAGAUGUGAAGUUAUUGGCCGACGAUUUCCAAUAUGCCAUGUACAUGUCGACGAAACUAUGAUUGAGGUUUCCAGCUUUAGCACCUCUGGAAGGAACUCUUUUGGGGGGCUCAGAAACAAUGUGAAGAGACCUCCUGGCUGCUCUGAACGGGAUUAUAUGCGAUGGAAGAAUUGCCUAAAGCGGGAUUUCACGGUCAAUGGAUUAUUCUUUGAUCCCUAUGCAAAGAUAAUAUAUGAUUAUGUUGGGGGAAUGGAAGAUAUCAAGAAAGCUAAAGUGCGAACUGUAAUACCUGCAAAUCUUUCAUUUGUGGAAGACUGUGCUCGCAUUUUACGUGCAUUUAGAGUUGCAUCACGUUUGGGAUUUCGAUUUACUAAAGAAAUAGCUCUCUCUCUGAGGGUCUUAUCCCGUUCUGUAUUGAAACUUGACAAGGGUAGAAUUCUCAUGGAGGUGAAUUACAUGUUGGCAUUUGGAUCCGGGGAAGCUUCUUUGAGAUUGCUCUGGAGAUUUGGACUUCUAGAAUUGCUUUUGCCGUUCCAAGCAUCGUACUUUGUUUCCCAACAUUUCAAGAGACGUGACAAAGGAUCUAACUUGCUCCUGUCACUGUUUGCCAGCCUUGAUAAAGUGGUGGCACCUGAUCGGCCAUGUCAUAGUAGCUUAUGGUUAGCUAUAUUGGCUUUUCAUAAGGCUCUUGUCGAUAAACCACGGGACCCUUUGGUUGUCGCUGCAAUCAGCCUUGCUCUCCAUAGUGGUGGUUCUUUGUUGGAAGCUAUAGAAAUAGCAAGAGGAAUCAAUCAACCACAUGACUCCAUUUAUAUGGAGCUUCGAGAAUCUCCAGUGCUUCACUCAAAACUUGCAAUGAGGGAUGAAGUUAUUGACCUUGCUGCAUCGAUCAAGGAUGUAUUAUUGAAGAUGGCUAGUGCACAUUAUGUGUCCCAAGCAAUGGGCAUGUACCCCCAAGCACCUCGCACUGAUUUGGUUUUUGUUACGGAGGCCUUGCUACAAAGAACUUGCAGUAUAUUUGAUUGUGUCAGAAGGGGCAUGGAGAGGGGAACCGUGUCUAGACAGUUAAAAAUCGACUAUGAUUCCUUGUCAUCGGGGAGCUUGAAAGAGGUUCGUCGUACAUUGGCAAGGAUUGUUUUUGACACAGUGUAUCCAAAAAAGAGCCAAGAACGUUCUUGAGGUACAAAGCUCUGUUUCCUCUGUAAUUUUCUCCUCUGGAAUGGUGUCUGUGGACAUUAGUUCUCAGUGGCCCUUCAAAAGAAACUCUGGUGACAGAUUGCAAGUUGCUGGAAAGGGCACUGCGGUGCCCAAGGCUCCCACAUCCUAUGGCAAGUUGCUAUCUUGGAAAAAUUUUAGUUAUGUUAAAAGAAAAUAUUUUCUUAUGCUCUAAAGUCCAAAUUUUCAUGGAAACUUUGAGGAUGUUGAUAACCUCUGAAGGGUCAGGAUAAGAUGUGGUGAUUGAGCAUUAAGUGGUUUGCAGAAGAAUUAGGGAUCAUUCCCCCAUAUUACAUGCUUCCAUGGAGAAUGCUGAGAGUGGAUAGAGAAAUAAAGCAUCAUUUUCUUGGGAAACAGCUUUUCCAGUGAACAGGUCAUGUAUUCUUCAUACUUUUCUGUUAGUCUUAUAGCAGCGAGCGCGAGCUGUCCAUCAUAAUAGUUAGAAGGACAAUAAUGUGUACCCUUCUUCCAUUCAUGUUCGGCUUCUCCCUGA
This is a messenger RNA of Rhodamnia argentea, 2285 nucleotides long. Its product is annotated as poly(A) polymerase I-like. Lineage: Eukaryota; Viridiplantae; Streptophyta; Magnoliopsida; Myrtales; Myrtaceae. The transcript is spliced from 14 exons. The coding region runs from base 143 to 1756 and encodes 537 amino acids. Gene Ontology annotation, molecular function: RNA binding; nucleotidyltransferase activity. Gene Ontology annotation, biological process: RNA processing. The record is from RefSeq and is a predicted model, not a curated record.